This is a messenger RNA of Lotus japonicus, 1562 nucleotides long. RefSeq names its product E3 ubiquitin-protein ligase ATL6-like. The transcript has a single exon. Lineage: Eukaryota; Viridiplantae; Streptophyta; Magnoliopsida; Fabales; Fabaceae. The record is from RefSeq and is a predicted model, not a curated record. Bases 255 to 1241 code for a protein of 328 amino acids.
AAUCCAAAAUAAGAGCCUAAAAAAAUCAAUGCUUAAUAAAGAAUAUAAAAGAAGUGUUCGGUUUAUUGUUCACCCUGCCUCCACUAAACGAGAGCCUUAUUCUCCAAGCCACAAUGACAACAAAUCAGCAUCCCUUUCUCCUCACUACAAAACCAUCAAUGGAAUUUCCCACAUUGCUUGCACUCCCUUAUAACAAUCAAUCAACCACCCCUCUCUAAAACACUCAUCUCACAUCACUAAAGCACCAAGUCCAAAUGUUUGAGUUUCAACCCAAUUACUUCUUCUUCACUUCCUUCCCAUACCUUCAAAUCCUCCUAUUCCUACACCAUGUUGAUGCACAAGCAUCCAUGGAGCCAGUACCCACAUACAUCACUGAACAUAACUGGGAGCCUUCUAUUGCAAUCACAGUAGGAGCCAUCCUCUGCGCCCUUCUCUUCAUGGGAAUCAUUGCAAUCUACUUCCGCAAUUGCGCCGAGUCACGAUUCCUCAUGGCUCAAACCAACGCACUAGCUAACAGGUCAUGUUCCUGUUCACAAGGCAUCAACAAGGACCUCCUCAGCACGUUCCCAACCAUAUUCUACUACACCAUCAAGGACCUCAAAACCGGUAAAGGAUCGCUCGAAUGCGCGGUCUGCUUGACGGAUUUCAAAGACGAUGACACGCUCAGGUUGCUGCCCAAAUGCAGCCAUGUUUUCCACCCUCAAUGCAUUGAUUCAUGGCUAGCUUCUCAUGUGACAUGCCCUGUUUGCCGUGCAAAUCUUAACCAAGAUGCUUGCCAAGUUGCCAUAACUGUGCCAACCCAUUUGAGCAAUGAUCAAAUGGGUGCCGAAGCUGCAGAAAACAGAGCUGAAACUCAUGGAGAUGAAGGGCACCAAGUGGAGCCAAAUCCAAACCCAAAACCAGUUCCAGUUGUUCAUAACAUGAAAGCAACUGAGGAGGGUAAUAGUGAUGAUGGGGUUGCGUCAAAACCGAAACUUUUGAGGUCAAAUUCAACGGGUCAUUUGCAAGUUGAGCCAGUGAAGUGUGUAGAGAGAUACACACUGAGGUUACCAGAGGAUGUGAGGAGGUACAUUCUGGUGAACCAUGACAAAAGGUUUCAGCGUUCAGCUAGCUGCUACAACAGCAAUAUCAACAUCAACAACAAUGAAGGGAGCAAUGUUGGGAAGAGUGUCAAUGGCGAAGAGAGGAUGGAGCGGUGGGUGAUUUGCACGCCGCCAUUUGUUGCGUCGCGCCGUGGUUGAGGAAUUUCGUCGAACACCUACUGUGCACUCUGCAUUACCCCUUCUCCCAGCAUCUUUGUCAAGAGGAAAAGCUUCUUUGGGUUGCUUACAUAAAUGGGUCUUUAUGGAAUACUUCAAAGGUUUGAGAUUUUGGUGUGAGAAAAAUGAAGAAGAAGAAGAUUGAGAUGGAAGAAGAAGAAGAGUAAAGUUCUCCAUGAUUGAGCCAACUCGCUGCCUUUUCUGUAUAAGAGACAGAGUUGCUUACGAGUCAACUCGUUUCUGUUUUCUUAUUUCUUUUUUUUCUUUCUUGGAAGUAAACUGUUUGAGAUGAGAUUGUGGCAA